Dibothriocephalus latus is the source of this 399-nucleotide messenger RNA. NCBI's taxonomy places the organism in Eukaryota, Metazoa, Platyhelminthes, Cestoda, Diphyllobothriidea, Diphyllobothriidae. The record is from the annotation of a GenBank genome assembly.
AUGCUUCAACUGGACUCGGUGCCUGUGGGCAAAUCGCACUCCUACGUCAGUUCGAGCACUGCGGUAGGCGUAGUGGUGCAAUUACAGCGUCGUCUGCACAAGAAGCACUCCCCCUCAGGACAGGCUGGAGGCACAAAAUCUGCGCCGUCUGACCGCAAUGGUGCACUUGAGGACUCAAAACCUGGCGCUGGCGCUGGCGCUGCCACGAAGACCGCUCAGCGUCCGGCGUCUGCCUACACCCUGGCAGCCAGACCUUCGAUCUGUGGAAGCGGUUGGACAGACGAGUCGGCCGGAGACAACGGUCAGCAGAUCUCAAUUCAUCACAGUGGAAGCAUGUCAAAGCUGUCCAUCCAGUUGUCCUUUCAUCUAGAAGUGAGUUCUUGUCAUCACUAUACUUAA